GCCCAGGCCCAGUAGUCCAUCGACAGGGUCUUCCUUCUCCUUCUCGGUGUGUUAGGGUAUUAUGCAGAGUUGCAUUUUCCACCUUAGACUUCGUCACACUCACUCACCACUCACCACUCACCACUCACCAAUACACUUCCUCAGAGGUCAAUUAUCGCGCGACUCGGUUGUGGAUUUUGAGAGUGGCUUUGAUUUAAUUCUAGCACUAGUUGCAGAGAGCUGCAUGGUGAAUACAAAACAGAUGGUUCACAUGGCAGCAUCUCGAGGAGGGGUUCAUAAACUUGUAUCCUCCUCUCGAAUUGAAAAACUAGUUUCCCUUUUAUAUUCCAAACAAUAUCUGCCUCCGUGGCUUGAGACUGUGCGCCAUUUUAGCUUUACCGAUGAUCGCAGUGGCAGAAGCAAACAACCUGUUGGAGAAUCUGAUGACUUUUUCCGUGAACAGUCAGACUCAAGUUUUAAAGACAAUGGUAGCAACCGAACCCAGGAGUCAUACAAUGUUGAACAGUCUUUGUCAGAACCAAUUCCAAGUAGGCCUUUGAGAGGUAAGAAGCCAAUUAAUCAGCCUCCUCCACGUUUCCGAGAAUAUGAUAGAGGUUCCCAUUCCUUCCCUCCGAGAUUUGAUGACAACCAUGGUGGGCCUGAUGAAUUGGACAAAAUAAAUAAAUCUUCCCAAAUUGAUCUUGCAUUUCAGGGCACAACAAAUGUGGCAGAAACGAAUAGGGAUGUUGGCAAAUCAGGAGGCAGUUUCCUUGAUAAAUUUAAGCUUGGUUUUGAUGAUAAAACAGUUAAUCUGUCAGAGGUUGCAGCAAGCAAGCAAUCUGAAGAAGCAAAGAGGUCAAAUCCCAAUCAACCGGCUCAAGAGUCUAUGCCCCAAGAUGCCAACGAGAUCUUCAAGAAGAUGAAGGAGACUGGCCUUAUCCCCAAUGCUGUUGCUAUGCUCGAUGGUUUAUGUAAAGAUGGUUUGGUUCAAGAAGCUUUGAAACUUUUUGGUUUGAUUCGGGAGAAGGGAACCAUUCCAGAGAUUGUCAUAUACACAGCGGUAGUGGAGGGAUACACAAAGGCCCACAAGGCUGAUGACGCCAAAAGGAUUUUCAGGAAAAUGCAGAGUAGUGGUAUUUCACCCAAUGCUUUCAGUUACACAGUCCUUAUACAAGGACUCUAUAAGUGUAAUAGAUUACAUGAUGCUUUUGAAUUUUGUGUGGAGAUGUUAGAAGCAGGUCAUUCUCCAAAUGUGACAGCUUUUGUUGGCCUAGUGGAUGGUUUCUGCAAUGAAAAAGGUGUCGAAGAAGCUAAGAGUGCUAUCAAAACAUUAACAGAAAAGGGUUUUGUUGUUAAUGAGAAAGCUGUUGGACAGUUUUUGGACAAGAAAGCACCAUUUUCACCCUCUGUUUGGGAGGCCAUCUUUGGGAAGAAAGCCCCACAGAGACCAUUUUAAAUAUCUUUCAGACUAUUGACCCUAACUCAAUCAUCACUUGGUUGCUUCUCAUUUUGUCUCUGAAACUUGAUGAAAAAGGAAACAAGUAGAAGCUAUGAUCUAAGGAGACAGACUUCACAGAUUCCUAGUGAAUCCAAAAAUACCUUUGUGUUUCCUUUCUGAUGUUGAUCGUGACUGUAGUGGAAUCAAAUAUGCAAUGGAAGUAAUGGGGAUCAGAUCCUGUUCUUGGGGCUCCUUUCUUCACUUUUAGAGUCAUUUCUCACUAGUGUAGUUCGUUGCACCCUUGUGGUAGGCUGGUAGCUUUGGGAUGAAAUACACUGAUACACAAUUUCUUCAAAUUCCAAACUUGUGCUAAGGUUCAUCAGUUUGGAUCUGAAUUGCCAAGAAUAAAGACAGGCUCGCCCACUGUUUCUUAAUUCUUGUGGAUCAAGGCUCUGAUUGAUUCCUUGAUCUUCAUAGGUUUUCCUGUGCUACCUCAUGAACACAUUGAUGUGAUCCUUGAUGGAUUAUUGAGGGAAUGUGUUGCCUGUUGUUGACUUGUGGCUUCCAUCAAUAAUAGAUUGGACCCUUGUUGAGUGAAAUUGAAUCUCUCCUUACAAGUGAAGCUCGGGUUGAAAAGCAAUCUCUCAAAUACUUCCUGUGUUAUUACUUAUUUUAGCUCUCAAGGAGCAAGUAUUCAUUGUGUUUAUAACAAUUUUCAAAAAUUAUUUUUUUACA
Messenger RNA from Glycine soja, 2152 nucleotides. RefSeq names its product pentatricopeptide repeat-containing protein At4g38150-like. The transcript has 4 exons. NCBI's taxonomy places the organism in Eukaryota, Viridiplantae, Streptophyta, Magnoliopsida, Fabales, Fabaceae. Gene Ontology annotation, molecular function: protein binding. The coding region runs from base 62 to 1435 and encodes 457 amino acids. The record is from RefSeq and is a predicted model, not a curated record.